UGAUGAAAAAACUAAUAGUGCUUGCAUUUGUGGUGGCAGCGGUGAUACAAUUGCUGGUGAUAGUAGUUGCGCUUGUUGUGGUAGCUUCGGUGACAAAGGUAAUAAAGUCUGCAUUCAUGAUGACACAAUUGCUGGUGGUGGUAAUGGUGAUGACGAAGAUACUGAUAUCUGUGUUCGUGGUGACAUAUCUAAUUGUUCUUGUAAAUGA
Messenger RNA from Racocetra persica, 208 nucleotides. The record is from the annotation of a GenBank genome assembly. Lineage: Eukaryota; Fungi; Glomeromycota; Glomeromycetes; Diversisporales; Gigasporaceae.